AUGUCAGAGAUGUUCAUGCGGUCGCGCUACGAUCCCACAGCAAACACUUCAAAUCUUCUCUCAUCCCGUUUGGAGAAGUUCUUCCGAGAUAAUCGCCAGACUAUUAACUCGUAUGAGAACAAAGUGCGCCUUAAGGACAGACUCCUCUCAACUCUCUCGCCAGUCUUUCCAAGUGAGUUUGGGCUAAACUGGUUCAUUGACGCCAAGCUGUUUAUUGUGGGUUCCUCAGCCAAUGGUUUUGGAUGGGAUCAAAGCGACCUUGAUUUGUGCCUUGUGAUUGCGCCAGAGGAGGUGCGGAGUAAGGGAGGCGACCAGCCGGUGCUGGAGCAACUCACUCCUUUUUUGCGCGGAUGCUGUUUUAUCACGCGUUGUAUGCUGAUCCCUGCAAAAGUGCCAAUUCUUAAGCUUCGUUGCCGCAUAUGGAGUUUUGACUGCGAUUUGAACGUCAACAAUGUGGUGGGCAUUUACAAUACUCACCUCCUUGCCAUGUAUGCUCGAGUCGACCCUCGGGUGCCUCCACUGGGCGUGUUUGUGAAGCACUGGGCUCAAAUGAUGGACAUCCAUGGUGGCAGCAUGGGGAGGCUGUCCACAUAUGCCCUGCUGCUGAUGGUAAUCCAAUACCUGCAGUGUGGAUGCUCGCCUCCUGUUGUACCGAAUCUUCAGGCCCGUUUCCCCAAGAUUUUCGACUGCGCGCGUCCAUUGGAGGAGGUGGAUAUGAAUGCAGAGCUGCCGUGGGACGAGUUGCGCAGUGCCAACAGGUCCACGUUAGGCGAGCUCUUUGCCGGUUUCAUCGUCUACUACACAACCUUUGAUUUUGCCCGUUGGGCCAUCUCGAUUCGCAAUGGGCGGCCCUUGGCCACGAAUGUGGCAAUUCAGCGUCUUCCAUCUAACGAACAAGCCUGCAAGAUCUUUGUUGAAGAACCCUGCGGUAAAGGCAACGUCGCACACACCGUCUCCGAUGAGGCAGUGUUUGGAGCAAUUCAACGAGCCUUCAAGUAUUCGGCCAGCGUCCUACAUAACCUUAAUCUCCAGGAUUCUUUCUGA
This is a messenger RNA of Echinococcus granulosus, 1044 nucleotides long. Its product is annotated as Poly(A) RNA polymerase GLD2. Bases 1 to 1044 code for a protein of 347 amino acids. The transcript is spliced from 6 exons. Gene Ontology annotation, molecular function: nucleotidyltransferase activity. Gene Ontology annotation, cellular component: cytosol. The record is from RefSeq and is a predicted model, not a curated record. NCBI's taxonomy places the organism in Eukaryota, Metazoa, Platyhelminthes, Cestoda, Cyclophyllidea, Taeniidae.